This is a messenger RNA of Fusarium oxysporum Fo47, 1760 nucleotides long. RefSeq lists its product as uncharacterized. The record is from RefSeq and is a predicted model, not a curated record. Bases 1 to 1455 code for a protein of 484 amino acids. The transcript has 8 exons. Lineage: Eukaryota; Fungi; Ascomycota; Sordariomycetes; Hypocreales; Nectriaceae.
AUGCCGGAGCCGUUGCCUCUAAAUGCAGAUAACGCGGUCCAAACGAACCCUUCAAUGAAACAUUACAAGCAUUUACGUGGAUACAGCGGGUCCUGUCUGCAUAACCGGUUGAACAUGGACCAAGCCCUGAAACGUGCUUUUAUUCGAUUGACCCAGAAGAAGCCCCCUCGAAGGAUUUCUCAUUCCCCAUACCAGCCAACAAAAGGUAGCAUCAAAGUGGACUCCAGCCCCGUCAAGGCCUGCACCAAGUUUUCACAAAUGGCCUGUUUUACUUCAUUUCCGCCUAGUCUGAUAACAGCAGAUAUGGCAGUUGACCCUAACAUCGUAGCCAUCUUUGGUCCACCACCCAAAGGUCUGGAUCUCGAGAAGAAUGUCAUCACCACUUACAAUGUUGUUGUCUGUGUUGUUCUCGGUAUUGCUGUCACAGUUGUCGCUUUGCGAUUUUAUGUGAGGAACAUGAAGUCGGCAAACAUCGAGAUGGACGAUUGGGCUGUAUUGGUCAGUCUGCUUUGUGCUUCAGCAACUGUCGCGAUGACAAUAUUGGCGGGUGAACAUGGCUCUGGAGCUCAUGUCUGGUCAAUAAAGCUCACCACUCUCGUGGACGUCUUCAAGAUCGUCUACGCCGAACCCUUCGUAUACGCCCUCGCCGUCACAUCCGUCAAGAUCAGCAUUCUCCUCCUCUACCGUCGCCUCUUCCCCCUCGGCAUCGACAAAAAUCGACUCUACACAAUAAUGUUCUGGAUAGCGGCCUUCAUGACAACCGUCUACCCAUUUAUCCUCUGGAUCACCAUGCCUUUUGCCUGUCGACCCGUCAGUCAUUUCUGGAACCAGUACCUUGGCGCUAAGGGCAAAUGCAUCGAAGUGAAGCUGUUCUUCCUUGUUCUUGGAAUCAUGAACAUGAUGAACGAUAUCAUCAUUUUGACUGUUCCGAUACCCAGGAUUUGGACACUACAUAUGAACAAUAAGACCAAGAUUUCUAUCAUUUGCAUCAUGCUUCUUGGCAGCUUCGUCUGUGUCGCCAGUAUCGCGCGUAUUUACUACCUCUGGGGCUUCUUCCAAAACCUCGAUGCAACAUGGUGGAUGGGCCCGUCUUUCGCCUGGUCCAGCCUCGAGCCCUCCGUCGCAGUCAUAUCAGCUUGUCUUCCCACGCUAGCACCAUUGUUCCGCAUCAAGCGCAUCAAUUCCACUUCACGCGGCACACCAUCAGGACCGACCGACCUAUCCAAAUCUGGUUCAAAACACUUCCAACUCUUUAGUGUAAACAGAACCAAAGGCAAUGCUUUCGGUAGUGAUGAUGAUGAGGUCGAGUUGACAUACGAUGUUGGAAGAGGAGGGACCGGUGAUGGGUCGAUCUGGAAAAACCAAGGGGGCUCGGCUGCUGAGCAAGGAAUUGUUGUCCAGACGCAGGUUUCGGUUACACAUCAGGACAGGAAGGGCCGUACCAGCACUGACUAGACUGGUGUUUACAAGAUAGACAAGCGAAAAAGGAAAGAAAAAGGCUGUUGGAAGUCGAUGCUUGAAGUUAGCCCAACAAUGUCAAUGAAGCAAUUCAGCACUUACGAACAUGACUGUAUCCUCUGCUGUAUUCUCAGCCGGGAGCCGGUUUUGUAUGACUCGCAUAACUCUACUGUAUUCCCAAUAAGGCAUUGGCACUGAGUCAAGGGACCACUAGGACCACUAUCCUCUGAACAACAUACCCUGUACUGUCCGAUUUCAUCGACUUUAAGGGGAUUAAUAUGAUGGCUCGGAACAGUCCUGCC